This is a messenger RNA of Trypanosoma brucei brucei TREU927, 1248 nucleotides long. RefSeq lists its product as hypothetical. Lineage: Eukaryota; Euglenozoa; Kinetoplastea; Trypanosomatida; Trypanosomatidae. The record is from RefSeq and is a predicted model, not a curated record. Bases 1 to 1248 code for a protein of 415 amino acids. The transcript has a single exon.
AUGUCCAAGUCUAGUCGUAAAAUCACUUGCCUAUUGCCCUCCGCUUCCAACCAAAGUGGCGAUAAGAGGGGAGAGCUGCAGUUGAAGAAGCAAGGACCAGGGGAGCAAACGGCCAAUGAGGCUAUAACGGUGCCAGAUCUGAAACUAGACGAAACAGUCCGCAUAAGGGAAAUGUUUACGGAGUAUAUUAAUGGUGAGUAUGUAACCACACUAUUUGACCUUCGCGUGCUCCUUUCAGAGCUUGGAGUAUAUCCCUCCGACGAUGAAAUGACACUUGUUAUGACCGCAUUUGAGAACAAAGUGAGUUUUACUAAUCUCUGUAGGUACAUGCGGUUUUACAAGAAAGAAUUUUUGGAAUCGAACAAGCAACGUCACCGUUCCAAUGCCGCGCAAGAUGAAUGCGAGGACACGCUUCGUGCCUUUGUUUCACUUGGUGGCAACGAAGAUGGAAGUGGGAGCGUCUUAGUGGAGGACUUACGGCAGGUGUGCAGAAACUUCGGCCUCACUAUUGAUAUAAACGAGGCACUCAAUGGUUUGAAUGAGUCAGAGAGCCCCUUAACGUUGCGCUAUAUGGAAUUUUGCAACCUGUGGAAACAUCAAAGCCGUGAGCGAGGUGGGGAAUCGGGAACAAUACGCAGCCUUUCCUUAACCGAUACCCUGUAUACCUCUGGAGGCUUGGAUGGGGAGGCUUCAAAUUACAUACACUUGCUUAAUUUGUUGAAGCCCCACGUGAGCAACAUAAGUUAUGAACAAAGUACCCCCGCCAUAUGUACCCCACUGUUGGCCAGAGGUGAUGAAAGUGAUGCCAGACAUUCACUUCCCAAGUCGGAUGAAAAACACCUGCAGGAGCUAAAGCGGUUUUUAUUACCAUCUUUGGUUGGGAGUGCGGAGGAUCCGGAUGCCAAUUCGUAUGGAGCACAGAGGGACGACGGAUAUCAACUCCCAAGUUUAGUCCAACACAUGACACCGCGAGCAGAUGCCGAGGAACGCCAACGACCGCUCCGACAGCGGAGGACCAAAGAGGCAGCGGCUCGACGCAGUGCUGGAAAUGAUGAUAAAUCUCAUCCACCGACACAAGGCGGAUUCCGGGCACCGAGUCCAAUGAUUCUCUCGCUGCGUAACCUUGCCGCGUAUCGCCAAAGACUUCAAGCAUUUGCUAAAAAGAAGGAGAAGUCAAGGAACAGGGAACGUGGGAAGGGAGGGCACGGUGUAUCAUCGUACUACGAUGAUGACGGAGCCCGCAUUUAA